AUGCACUACUGUGUGCUGCGCGCGUUCCUGCUGCUGCACUGGGUGCCGGCCGCGCUCAGCCUGUCGACGUGCAGCACCCUCGACAUGGACCAGUUCAUGCGCAAGAGGAUCGAGGCGAUCCGCGGGCAGAUCCUCAGCAAGCUGAAGCUCACCAGCCCCCCGGAAGACUACCCCGAGCCCGAGGACGUGCCCCCGGAGGUCAUUUCCAUCUACAACAGCACCAGGGACUUGCUCCAGGAGAAGGCCAGCCGCCGGGCGGCCGCCUGCGAGCGGGAGCGCAGCGACGAGGAGUAUUACGCCAAGGAGGUGUACAAGAUCGACAUGCCGCCCUUUUUCCCCUCGGAAAAUGCCAUCCCGCCCACUUUGUACAGACCCUACUUCAGAAUCGUCCGCUUUGACGUCUCGGCGAUGGAAAAGAAUGCUUCCAAUUUGGUGAAGGCGGAGUUCAGAGUCUUCCGUCUACAGAACCCCAAAGCCAGGGUGCCCGAACAGCGGAUCGAACUGUACCAGAUUCUCAAAUCCAAGGAUUUGACGUCUCCAACCCAGCGCUACAUCGACAGCAAAGUGGUGAAAACAAGAGCAGAAGGGGAAUGGCUUUCCUUCGACGUGACCGAUGCUGUUCACGAAUGGCUCCACCACAAAGACAGGAACCUGGGAUUUAAAAUAAGUUUACACUGUCCCUGCUGCACCUUUGUGCCGUCCAAUAAUUACAUCAUCCCCAAUAAAAGCGAAGAACUAGAAGCGAGAUUUGCAGGUAUUGAUGGCACCUCCACAUAUACCAGUGGUGAUCAGAGAACUAUAAAGUCCACUAGGAAAAAAAACAGUGGGAAGACCCCACAUCUCCUGCUAAUGUUGUUACCCUCCUACAGACUGGAGUCACAACAGUCCAACCGGCGGAAGAAGCGCGCUCUAGACGCAGCCUACUGCUUUAGAAAUGUGCAGGAUAAUUGCUGCCUACGUCCACUUUACAUUGAUUUCAAGAGGGAUCUUGGGUGGAAAUGGAUCCAUGAACCCAAAGGGUACAAUGCCAACUUCUGUGCUGGGGCAUGCCCAUAUUUAUGGAGUUCAGACACUCAGCACAGCAGGGUUCUCAGCUUAUAUAACACCAUCAACCCGGAGGCAUCCGCUUCUCCUUGCUGCGUGUCCCAGGAUUUGGAACCGCUCACCAUCCUCUAUUACAUCGGCAAGACCCCCAAGAUCGAACAGCUGUCCAACAUGAUAGUGAAGUCUUGCAAAUGCAGCUAAGAUCCUUGGGAAAGUGGCAAGACGGUAACCACACGAUGAUGAUGAUGAUGAUGAUGAUGAUGAUGAUGAUGAUUUGACCACAACAUAACAAGUUUGUAAGGAGAAACCCAAGAGAGCCUUGCUUCGUCAGUGUUAAAAUAAUCCUUUGAAAAGCGGUACUAGUUCAGACACGUCGGAAGUGUGCGUUCUGUUUGUUAAAACUGGCAUCCGAAACAAAACAAAGCAAAAAAAAAAAAAAAAACAACACAAAAAAACAAACGCGUGGAAGGCUUGAUUCUACAUUGCACCUACUCUGUAAGUGAGAGAGACAAGAAGCAAAACCUUUUUUUUUUUUUUAAGGAAAAAAUAAAUAAACACUGGAAGAAUUUGUUAGUGUUAAUUAUGUGAAAGAAAACAAAACACACACAAAAAAACAGGAAAAUCCCGUUAAGUGGAGUUGUACAUAUGUUCCUACCCCAGGCCUCACCUGAUUUGUCUGUAUUGCUAUGCAAUAGUCUCCCUUCCCUGUUCCUACUCUUAGAGUUAACAGUGAGUUAUUUAUUGUGUGUUUCUACAUAAUGAACAUUUCAUGGCCCUUGGAAAAGAAAACAGGUGUAUAAAGUGGAGACCAAAAUCCUUUGCCAGAAACUCAUGGAUGGUUUAAGGAACUUGAACUCAAACGAGCCAGAACAAGAAAGAAAAGGAAAAAGAAAAAAAAAAAAAGAGGUCACAGGAGCGGGAUGAAAACCCAGGUGAGUUCUUCUGUGACCACACAAGUCUGUGUUGAGAUCAAGACCCUGAAAACACAUGCUAUGUCCCAACUGCCCGAGGAAGCAUCUUGUAAGGUUCAAAGCCAAAAGCCUGUUAAUAAAGGAAACUUUCCGUCCGAAGUCUGGAAGGGUUUUUUCUUCUUUGUCAUUGUAAAUGCUUCCCUGUCAGGUUAGCCCACCAGUGAGAGGUUGCAAUGCUUUGAUUCGUACUGGUCAAACUUCAGACAUGGAAGUCUUGCUGUAUAGUUAUGCUAUAGGUUUUCUUAGUUUCCGUAUAUGUAACCAUACCUUUAUUAUUACAAUAGAUGGGUGUAGAAGCCCGUAUCAUUGGAAACACAUCAGCUGAUCUUUUUUUUUU
Messenger RNA from Eptesicus fuscus (big brown bat), 2352 nucleotides. It is a transcript of the gene TGFB2, whose product is annotated as transforming growth factor beta 2. The record is from RefSeq and is a predicted model, not a curated record. Gene Ontology annotation, cellular component: extracellular region. NCBI's taxonomy places the organism in Eukaryota, Metazoa, Chordata, Mammalia, Chiroptera, Vespertilionidae. The transcript has 7 exons. Gene Ontology annotation, molecular function: type II transforming growth factor beta receptor binding; type III transforming growth factor beta receptor binding; growth factor activity. Bases 1 to 1245 code for a protein of 414 amino acids. Gene Ontology annotation, biological process: regulation of cell population proliferation; transforming growth factor beta receptor signaling pathway; BMP signaling pathway.